UCUAAACCAUUCUCAACAACAACCCUCUCUGCAACUCCAAUCGCACCUUGCGCCAACAGUCCUUUUUUAUCUUCCACUGACCCCCCGCAAACUCCGUUGGCAGCAGCGCUGCGAUCGCCAGCAGCAUGGAUUAUGAAAUGGAUAUCGAGCCCACCGGGCCCCAGGUGACGGUGCGAGAGGCCGAACCAUACCGAGUAGAUUUCAAGCUCACAUCCGUCGACCUCGCCUUCGCCAACUCGCUGCGGCGCACGAUGCUCGCCGAGAUCCCCACGAUGGCCAUCGACCUGGUGGAGGUAGAAAGGAACUCCUCGGUGCUGCCUGAUGAAUUCCUCGCCCACCGUCUGGGUUUGACCCCGCUUAACUCGAAAAACUGCGACCAGGACGUCGAGUACACGCGCGACUGCGAGUGCGAGGACCACUGCGCGCGGUGCAGCGUCACGCUGCUGCUUCAUGCGCGCUGCACGGGCGACGAGAUCAUGCCUGUCUACGCGCGCGAUCUGGUCAUCAGUGGCGAGCGGGCGAACGAGUGGGUGGGCAGCCCGGUGCUCACGGAUCCCGAGGCGAAGGGCUCGUUAAUCUGUAAGCUGCGGCGCGGCCAGGAGCUCAAGAUGACUUGUAUUGCGAAGAAGGGGAUUGCCAAGGAGCAUUCGAAGUGGGCUCCGACUGCGGCUAUUGGGUUCGAGUACGAUCCUUACAAUAAUCUAAAGCAUGUGGAUUAUUGGUAUGAGGAGGAUGCUGCCAAGGAGUGGCCCAUCUCCCAAAACGCGGCGUGGGAACAACCGGCGCCCCCAGACCAGCCCUUCGACUACGACGCCCAACCCAACAACUUCUACUUCGACGUCGAAAGCAUCGGCAACCUCGACCCGGACAUGAUCAUCCAGCAGGGUAUCGUCGUCCUGCAGCGCAAGUUCGCCUCCGUCAUCUCCUCUCUCUCGGGCUCAGGCGGCGUCGACGGCGCGGACGCCAACGGCGUCCUGGGCGCCGACGAAGACGACAUGAUGGGCAUGCGCAGCCCUGACGCCUACGAGCCCCCCGAGGGCAUGGACGGCGGAUUCACCGCCUAUGCGAACGGCGGCGCCGCAAGCGCAUGGGGCGCCAGCGCCGCCACUCCCUACGGAGCUACACCUUACGGCGGCGGUGGGUUUGGAUUCUAGUGUUAAUCUUCCUGCACCUUUGUAAUUUUGGCUACACUUUUGUACCUGUAUAUGGAAACCGAGGGUUCAUCAUGGAAGGGGGAAACGAUACACAAAAGAGAGUACGGGAGGGAAACAAGAAGAAAAUGUGAAAACAGGGACUGCGAGACUUUCCAGCAUCGAUGGAGUUAUGGCGGGUGGGUUGAAUCUUAUUUGCCAUUUGCGUUUGGAUGAGUGGCGUUGGGUUUAUUUUCAUAUCACUUCAUACGACUUCUUUCUUUUCUAUUGUCAUUACUACUACCACUGCUACUAUCAGUAUCUAUGUGUGCUUCCCUUGCCUUC
Aspergillus candidus is the source of this 1475-nucleotide messenger RNA. Its product is annotated as DNA-directed RNA polymerase II core subunit RPB3. The coding region runs from base 126 to 1154 and encodes 342 amino acids. The record is from RefSeq and is a predicted model, not a curated record. The transcript has 3 exons. Gene Ontology annotation, biological process: DNA-templated transcription. Gene Ontology annotation, molecular function: protein dimerization activity; DNA-directed RNA polymerase activity. NCBI's taxonomy places the organism in Eukaryota, Fungi, Ascomycota, Eurotiomycetes, Eurotiales, Aspergillaceae. Gene Ontology annotation, cellular component: RNA polymerase II, core complex.